UUAAAUAUGCCUCUUAGUAGUUUUUAUAGUUCAGAGCUACUCUGGACUCUUUGAAAAUACAUUCUUAUGGUUUUUGUAGUUCUAGCAGCCUACUGCCUCAACAUUGUUAUCCUGCAUCCAUAUUUAUUUUACAGGAAGUACAAGAAGUACCCCAAUGUGAUAUCUAGAGAUUCUUUCUGUCCUGUGCUGGGAGAUAUCAAAGAUCACUUAACCUCAAUGAAGGGCAACAAAGCGCACUAUGCCCAUCUAAAAGCAAACGCUCAUGAGUACAACAAGUUUGACCUCAGAGCCAAGCUUGAUGGCAUCAUUCCAAAUAUCAUGAUUCUAAGUAAUAGAGCCUUGGAGCAAUUCCUUAGUUUGCAAGGGACUAAGAUAGACAAAAGUGUAACCAUAAAUGGCGUAUCAGGGUUCAUUCCUACAGCCUUGGGUACCAAGCCUUCCACUCCAGAAGUUAUGAGGAGAAGGAAAAAUGUGCUGUCCUGGGUUGGCCUCAAUUCUGCUUCGAAGUACAUCCCUCAUAUGCUGAGAUGUUUUGAGCGUGUGUGCAAUGGCAUGAAGGCUCAGAAGCAAGCUGAUCUGGUUCACUCAAUGAAUAUUCUUACUUUUGACGUAUUCGCAGAUAUCCUGUUCGGUGAUGACGUAAAAGAACUAGCGUCCAAACUCUACCCGUACGAGAACACUGACGGGUCCACAGAAAUGAUCGAGUUGAGAGAGAUGUUGAUCAGGAUCACCAAAUGCUAUCUCAGCCAUGUGUUCCAUCCUCUCUGCCAUAUGUUCACUUUUCUUAAGGAAAAUGGGCUUGUGAAUCCAUUCAAAAGAGAUGCUAAGAAUGCAGCUGAAUUCAAAAGAGCUAUCCUCCAGUUAGUCAACAACUCCAAAGAACAGAAGACAGCGUACCAGAUCUUCAGUGACCCAAUUUCUACUCAAGAAGAGAAGCUUGAUGAAGUUUGUGGCAUCAUGCUCGCUGGGGCAGAGACUACUUCUCAUUCUCUUGUAUCUUGAUUGUACUAUUUAAACAAGUAUCCAGAAACCUUGAAGAAGCUGAGACAAGAGCUUCAGGAUAAUGGAUUCAGCAAAGGAACAGCAUUCACUGAAGCAUGCACAAUGGAGAAGAUCCAGAGCAUGACUUAUCUAGCUUGUUGUGUGAAAGAAACAUUCAGAUGUGACGUUGUAGUUCCUCAUAGUUUUGCUUACUCUGCCUUAGAAGAUAUCAAAAUCUGUGACGUACCCAUUUCCAAAGGUACCAAAAUUAGAAUUGACUUGACCACUUGUCACUUUGACAAAGACAAAUGGCUGGAUGAGUACACGUUUAUUCCAGAGAGACAUGAUUACGAGUCUGAGUAUUACCUAAAAUCCAAGGAUGCUGGUAAGAAGCCUGACGUCUACUCCAGAAGAACCUUUAGCCAUGGGAUGAGAAGUUGCCCUGGACUUUCAUUCGCUAUGCUAGAAAUGAAGAUAGCCAUUGCUUAUAUUGUGACUCACCUAGACAUCCAGUUUGACGAAGGACAGCUGAACAACGAAGAUAUUGGGUUUGGGCUUGGAAGCCACUUCGUUCCAUUGGUGUCCGUCCAAGAGCAUUAACAGUUACGAAUUAUUCUAUUGAGAUUAAUCCACUU
Messenger RNA from Moneuplotes crassus, 1616 nucleotides. The record is from the annotation of a GenBank genome assembly. Lineage: Eukaryota; Ciliophora; Spirotrichea; Euplotida; Euplotidae.